Molecule: messenger RNA, 1530 nt
Organism: Carassius gibelio (silver crucian carp)
Lineage: Eukaryota; Metazoa; Chordata; Actinopteri; Cypriniformes; Cyprinidae
Product: SH2 domain-containing protein 4B-like
Exons: 8
Coding region: 18-1295 (425 amino acids)
Cellular component (GO): cytoplasm
Source: RefSeq, a predicted model, not a curated record
CCUGGCAGGCUGUCAGGAUGAUGCAGCAGAUUCUUCAGGAUAUGUAUAUAGAACCUGAGCUGUUGUCUGAACUCCACGAAGAACAGAAACAGAUCCUCUUCUAUAAGAUUCGGGAGGAGCAGGUGCGGCGCUGGAACGAGAGGGAGAGAAGAGACCCCAGCCAUGCUUUGAAAAAAAAGAGCAUUCAGUGGCUUCUGGGCUCAGAUGGAGAGGUUUGGGUAUGGGCAAUGGGGGAGGCCCCAGGGGACAAGCUCUUUGAAGACAUUGUGGAAGAACUGAUGGAGGAGAGAGCAAGGAAGCAGGCCCAGCAAGAGACACAGGAACUCCGGCGUGUGAAGGAGGCAGAGAUUGAAAAGAAGUUUCGAGAUGCCAUGGCGAAGGAAAAGGCUCGAUUCGUGGCAGAAAAAUGGAAGGAGGAGACAGAUGACAGAAAGGCAGCCAAGCAGGAAGCAGAGGAAGAUCGCAUUAGAGAGGAACUGAAGAAAUGUGAGGAGGAAGAGAGACAGCGAGGCGAAGAAGAAAUCCACCAAACGGAGGAGAGAAGAGCAAAGGAGCUGUACAUCUCUCUGAAGCAGGAGGAAAAGAGGAGCGAGAGAGAUGACAAAGAAUGGCAGGAACAAUUGCAACGCUCCAAGACGGCGGAUGAGGAGAUAAAGUGCAAGGCACGACGGGCUAGAGAUGAAUAUAAGCGCCAGUCUCUGCGGGACAUCCAGAAGGGCCUGGUGGCUGGACUUAGUGGCCUGUUUCAUAAGAUACACCUGAACAGAUCUGGUCACAUCCGACAGCACGGCGAGGUCACUGAAUAUCUGACCCCUCCAGGACUAUCACAAUACUGUCUUCCAUUGCCUUUCAGCCCAGUUUGGAUUCAUCCACCCAGACCGAACUCUCGUGAGUCCAUUAUCCGCUGGUUUAAAGAGGAGCAGAGACCAAGACGAGCUGGAUAUGAGCGAAGUAGCAACACCAUCGCACCCUGGUUCCACGGAAUAAUAUCACGGCAGGAUUCAGAGGCUUUGCUAGUGAAUGCGGCAGAUGGCUGUUUCUUGGUCAGAGUGAGCGAACGGAUCUGGGGCUACACGCUGUCCUACCGCACCACCUCAGGCUUUAAGCACUUCCUCAUUGACGCAUCGGGUGAUUUUUACAGCUUCCUAGGUGUAGACCAGAACCGUCACGCCACCUUAGCUGACCUCAUUGACUUCCAUAAGGAGGAAGUGAUCACCACGUCUUCUGGAGAACUACUCCAGCUCCCCUGCAAGCAGAGAAGCUCAACAGCUGACUAUGGAGGGCUUUUUGAGUGAUGGUUUCCCUUGUUGUGAAAUUCAAUUUGGCUACCAUAUCUCUUGCCUUCACAUCCUUUCAACAGCACGGCGCAGCUUUUAUUUGUAGUCUGCCAAGCUUCUUCUGUGAAAUGUAAAUUUGCUUAGCAGGUUUAAAAUGUGGGUGAUAAAAAAAUGAUGCGGUCACAUUACACUUUAACCAUGCAGAAUUAAUUUGGACUCCAACGGGAGAAUAUAGGCAAAGGGAAAUGAUGUA